Messenger RNA from Melospiza melodia melodia, 664 nucleotides. It is a transcript of the gene AAMDC, whose product is annotated as adipogenesis associated Mth938 domain containing. Gene Ontology annotation, biological process: positive regulation of fat cell differentiation. Gene Ontology annotation, cellular component: cytoplasm. The transcript has 4 exons. Lineage: Eukaryota; Metazoa; Chordata; Aves; Passeriformes; Passerellidae. The record is from RefSeq and is a predicted model, not a curated record. The coding region runs from base 85 to 333 and encodes 82 amino acids.
UCGGGUGCACUGCUCUCGUCCACCUCUUUGUUCCAUUUGUUGCUGGUUACCUCCACAGAAGAAAGACUUCAGUUCCACUUUGUGAUGUCUUCCCCUGAAAUUGCUUCCCUUUCUUGGGGUCAGAUGAAGGUGAAGGGCUGCUCUACAACGUAUAAGGACUGCAAAGUAUGGCCGGGAGGAAGCCGGACAUGGGAUUGGCGAGAAACCGGGACUAAUCAUUCUCCAGGAGUGCAGCCAGCUGACCUUGAAGAAGUCGUCAAGAAGGGAGUUAAAACUCUGGUGAUUGGUCGUGGCAUGAGUGAGGCUUUGCAGCAUCCACUGUGGACUAUCUGAAGAAGAACGGGAUUGAGGUGCUGGUGCUGCAAACGGAGAAGGCAGUGGCGGAGUACAAUGCCCUGGCUGCUCAGGGUGUCAGAGUGGGCGGGGUCUUCCAUUCCACCUGCUGAAGCGCCGCUCAUUCCGCCUGCCCGGCCCGCGGCCAAAUCACCGACACACCUCUGAUGGAUCAAAUUGCACUCAGUGGAGUGUGAACUUGCGUGCCAAGGCAUUUGUGCGCUGACCAUCGAAAAUGCAAAGACAGUUUAUUAGCUCAGGAUUUAAACAAAUCGAGGGCUCACAAAAGGCGGGGCUGUUAAUGUAAUUAAAUCGUUUAAUGACAGAAUAA